Mucor mucedo is the source of this 1693-nucleotide messenger RNA. RefSeq names its product major facilitator superfamily domain-containing protein. NCBI's taxonomy places the organism in Eukaryota, Fungi, Mucoromycota, Mucoromycetes, Mucorales, Mucoraceae. Bases 108 to 1514 code for a protein of 468 amino acids. The record is from RefSeq and is a predicted model, not a curated record. The transcript is spliced from 3 exons.
GUUUUUCCCAACUGUUAUCUUUUUUUUUUCCUUACCAAUCUUUUCAUUCAUACUUUUCUUCUUUUCCUUAAUACAAAUCCUUACAUCUUCAUUUAAAUUUAUCAACAAUGGGUCUCUUUCGCUAUAAUAGCCCAGUUUUCCAGAUCUUCAUUGUCGGUAUGAUCUGUUUCUGUUGUCCUGGUAUGUUCAACGCCCUCAGUGGUCUCGGUGCCGCUGGUCAAGCCGACACCAAAUCUGCCACCGAUGGAGGUACCGCCUUGUCUAUCACUUUCACAAUUUGUUCAUUGAUUGGUGCCCCUGUUUACAAUAUUUUCGGUCACCGUAUUCUUAUUCCUGCUGCUCUUACCUACGCUCUCUAUGUUGGUUCUUUCCUCUCUAAGUCUGGUGCUUUCACCAUUGCUGCUGGUGCCAUUCUUGGUAUUGGUGCUGGUUUCUUAUGGACCGCCCAAGCUGGUAUCAUGAUGUCCUAUCCUGGUGAACAAGAUAAGGGUAAAGCUUUCUCUCUUUUCUGGAUGAUUUUCAAUUUGGGUGCUACCCUCGGUGCUGCUAUUCCUCUCGGUAACGAAUGGAACUCUGGUACCAAGGCUGAAGUCAAGAUCUCCACUUAUAUUGCUUUCAUUGUCAUUAUGGGUUUCGGUGCCUUAUUGACUCUUGCUCUUCUUCCUGCUAACAAGGUUAUUCGUUCUGACGGUACUCAAGUUUCCCUCCACAAGUUCUCUAACUGGAAGCGUGAAGCUAUUGAAGUCUUGAAGCUUUUCAAGGACUGGAAGAUGCUUGUGUUGGUUCCUCUCUUCAUUGGUUCCAACUGGUUCUAUACUUAUCAAUUCAAUAUCUAUAACUCACCUUACUUCAUGAGUAUCCGUGCUCGUGCUCUUAACAACUUGUUAUAUUGGUUGUUCCAAAUUGUUGGUGCUGGUUGCUUCGGUUGGUUCAUGGAUUAUGCCAAGCUUGGUUCUCGUAAGAAACGUGCCAUUUAUGGUAACACUAUCACUCUUAUCAUUAUUGUUGCUCUUUGGGCUGGUGCCUUUGUUAUCCAAAAGACUUUUACUCGUGAGUCUAAGAGCCCUGAAACUGAAAUUGACGUUUUUGACAAGAGAUACCCCGGUUUGGUUGUUGAAUAUGCUCUCUUUGGUUUAAUUGAUGCUGUCUAUCAAGGUUUCAUUUAUUGGUUGCUCGGUACAAUGACCAACGAUACUGAACGUGCUGCCAGAUAUGGUGGUUUCUAUAAGGCUGUCCAAAAUGCCUCUAACGCUGUUGCUAACCAACUUGAAUCUAACAAGGUUUCUUACAUGACUCAACUUAUUAUCACUGUUGUUCUUAACGUUGUUGGUCUUCUUCUUUCAUACAUUGUCUCUUUCACUGUUCCUGACGUCACUGUUGAGACUGUUGACAACCUUCAAAUUGGUCUUGCCGUUGGUACUAUGGUUGGUGGUCAAAUCGAGAACUUGGAUGACAUUCAAGAAGGUUCUGUUCAUGAGAAGGAAGCUUCUCUUCGUGAAAAGGCCGAAGUUUAAAUUACCCCUCCACAAUAAUCUAAUCCAGGCAUUACAACUUGAUGUUGCCUUGCCCAUAUAAUCUCCCUUUUUAUCUCUACUCUUUAUAAUAAUAAUCAUAAUUCCCCACCCUCAAAGUCAAUAAAAAUACUUAUAAAAAUCGAUUGGUGAUCAAUCACACACACAUUUUUUUUUUUUUU